Messenger RNA from Capsicum annuum, 1590 nucleotides. RefSeq names its product probable disease resistance RPP8-like protein 2. Gene Ontology annotation, biological process: defense response to other organism. The transcript is spliced from 4 exons. The record is from RefSeq and is a predicted model, not a curated record. The coding region runs from base 1 to 1590 and encodes 529 amino acids. Lineage: Eukaryota; Viridiplantae; Streptophyta; Magnoliopsida; Solanales; Solanaceae.
AUGGAAAUGGAAAGUAAGAAAAUGGUGAAACGCUGUGGAGGGCACCCAGUAGCCAUCAUCAAGCUGGCUCAAGUUUUGGCAGAUUCGGUGAUAGAUGUGGAGAAAUUAUAUCACUUUUGGAUAGUUGAUGGAUUAGUGAAGCUGCAAGACAUGAGAGAUGAAGGAGCAUCGUUAAAUAUUGCAGAACAAUAUCUAACUGAACUCGACAAAAUGGGUAUGAUUGAGGUGGAAGAAGAGGAUGUUCCAACUGCUACACGACUCAAAUCUUGCCGCAUUCAUAAAAUGAUGCGACUGCUAAGCAUAUCAAUGGGUAACCAGAUUAAUUUCAACCAAUAUUUGGUUUCGGAUACCUCCUCUUCCUCGUCGUCCUCCUCCUCCUCACCAUUACUAUCAUCAAGAAAGAGAUUACGGCGAUUGUCCCUCCUGCAUAUCCUUGACCCACACAAACAGCAAGUUAGGAAACCUGUAAAAAUAUUGCCUUUUGAUGUCGAGGAGCUAAAGCUACUAAGACUUCUUGAUUUUGACGGGGUUGACUUUGGAUCAUAUGACGAUAAGUUAUCAGGUGAUGAUCAGAAAAAGAAUACUGGUUUAGUACUCCAAGGGUUAUCCAAGCUAGUCCAUUUGAAGUAUCUGAGUUUCAAAAGAUGUUUUCUGGACGAAUACUUAUCGUUGUCCAUCACUUCUAACUUGCAAAUACUUGACUUGCGAGUGGAUGAUUUGAUUAACGAGGUGAUUCUGCCAAAUGUUUUGCGGAAUAUGAGAAGAAUGAAACAUCUAUAUCUUCCACGUAUGUUUCAAACAUACAACGGAGAUAAGUUGAGGCUUGAUGGCAUGACAGAGCUUGAGACCCUAGAAAACUUCAUCACAAAGGUGUGCAAUGUUGCUGAUCUGCAAACAAUGAACAAACUCCAUAGCGUAGCCAUGAAGGUUGACGGUUAUUUCCCUGACCUGCAGUUCAUCAACCAGCAUCUGAAAAAACCUUCAAACGGACAGAUUCAGUUGUCUAUAGAUAUCAGAAAUUUUGAUUGCUUUGUUGAUCAGAGGCAUUCACUUAUCAGGGAAGUAUUGGAAUACUUGGGUGUCCGAAUCUUUUCCAUUGAAGGACAUAUCAAUGAGCUUCCUGCCAGAUACAACAUCUCCCAAGGUUUAACAAAGAUAGUCCUGAUUGGCUCUGAACUUGAGAAAGAUCCUAUGCAAAAUCUAUUUAAGCUUUCCCAUUUACGUGUUCUAGUCCUCGAUGAUAAUGCUUUUGAAGGCACGAAAAUGGUCAGUCCUGCUUCGGGUUAUACUCAACUCAGGCAUUUGGAACUCUUGAAUUUGAAGUUUCUGGAGAGUUGGACUAUAGAAAACAAUUCUAUGCCCAAACUUUCUAACAUGAAAAUAGAAAAUUGCAACAAACUGAAGGUCCCUAAUGGUCACGAAUCCCUCACUGCUCUUAAAGAGUUGGAGAUUGCAAAGAUCCCUAAAAAAUUUGUACAUUUGCUCCUCAAGAUGGACCCAACACAAAGAGAAGACACAUCCUUAGUAAAUUAUGAGAAGAUCACUUUUCCAAUAAGUGAUGAGAUUAUCAGAUUGGAAGAUGAAGAUUAA